AUGGCCUCUCUCGCGACGUGGGAUGACUGCAUUGGGCCUGCCAAGUGGCUCAGCGAGCCGCUGCAGCGCGUUCUCAGCUACCCGAAGCCUUUGCCGGUUCAGCAGGCCGUCAUCCCGACCAUCAUGCGAGCGCUCAUGAGCGGGGUGCCGAACGAUGUCAGCCUCACCGCCCCCACCGGUAGCGGUAAAACACUUUGCUACUUAAUUCCGUUGGUGCGCCUCCUCACGGAGUCGAAGAAAGGCGUUGAUGAUAACGCGCUGCGCUGCUUGAUUCUCGUGCCAACACAAGCGCUGGGACAGCAAGUGCACCGCGAGCUGCAGCGCCUGACGCGUCCAAGCUCGAUCAAAGCCGCGUGCAUCUGUGCCGAGGUCGUGGAUGCAGCAAGGGGCACAUCGACAGAUGUGGAGGCAGCCGAGGCCCGCGAGCUGGUACGGCGAGUCGUGCUGCCUCGUUUUGGCAGCUCCGAGCAGCAUUCGGCGGACGGAUGCGAUAGUGCUGGCGAAAGUGAGGAAGACCCCGACAUGGUAGACGGCGACGAAGCGAACGACGGUGACGACGGUCGCUGCUUCGCCACGCGCCAGCAACACCGUACGAGGAACACCACCGUACGGUACUUCUCCAACGUCGACGUGAUUGUUUCCACGCCGCAGCGACUUCUUCAUCACCUCGACCACACGCGUGGGCUGCGCCUGGCAAGUUUGCGCUUGUUGGUGAUUGAUGAAGCGGACCAAGUGUUGGCCGGUAACUUCGCCUCGCAGGUUCAGAAGGUAAACGCGCGGUACGAGUUUGAGGUACAGCAGCAGCAACGACGCCAGCUACGGCAGCAAGAGCGCAUGUGUGCGCUUCUCACAUGCGCCAUAUCUUCCAACUUCGUUUCUCCUAGUGAAUCUUCCGUGUCAGCAGCCAUGGCAUCCCCAGCCCCGUUCCAACGGCUGGGCAGCCUCGGUGGCGCCUCUGCGAACGCCUUCUUGACUCGCUGUGGCCACAUCUUACACAAGGUUCUCUGCUCUGCAACGCUCUCGUCACGCAUCGCACGCAUCUCCAACGUGAAACUGCGCAACUGCAGCUACUACAUCCUCGACAGCAACGGCGAGGAACGCAAGGAGGAGGGGUUGGCGUCGUCGCAGCAGGCAAAAACGGAUGCAGGCGCGGCAACAGAUAGUGGCGCGGUGCUGCGCACCCAGUUCGCACUCCCGCCCACGCUGCAGGAGCACAUCGUCUUUGUGGAGGACACGUACCGGCCAGCGGUCUUGCUCAAGCUGGUGCACGCCUUGCGGAGCCGCAUUGCGGCCACAGCUGCACGGAAGCGUGCUUCGGCUGCCGCACGACGGCUUGCGGCCGAGACGGCUGUCGAUAGUGGUGACGAUCGUGCUCACAGAGAGGCGGACCUUCCCCGUAUAGUUGCAGCGCAGGACGCCACCACCGCCUCUGAAUCAUCGUCGUACCCGAACGUGGAGGACAGGGCAGGCACCGGCAUCCUCAUCUUCUGCGCCACCGCAGAGGAGGCGCGUGUCAUGAGCCACUUCCUCGCCGCUGCCGGAGUCUCGUCUGUCGUCGAGUUCACGACUCUCUCCAGCGAAGCAGAACGACGCCGCGCGCUGCUGGAGCGGACGGCCGACGCGGACGACACGGAACCUGGCGCCGAAGUCUCCUGCGUUGUAGCCUCAGACGCUCUCAUGCGCGGCAUCGACAUCCCGAACGUGGGCCAUGUCAUUAUGUACCACCCGCCCGAAGCUGUGUCGCAGUACGUGCAUCGUGCCGGGCGCACGGCGCGCGCGAUGCGGCCCGGCCACGUGCACCUGCUGCUGAGCAAGACGGGGCCGAGCGGCAAGCAGGAGGACGGCGAGAUGGCGCUGUACAAGCGGCUGUCUCGGUCACUUUUGCGAACGCGUCCGGUGUCGUAUGAGCGAGGCUUCUUCCGAUUUGCGGCAGCGCCGUCCGCCAGCGCGGCAACCUCAGCACCCAGUGCCGAUGCCACCGCAACCGCUGAGGAGGUUGGCUCCGCCGAGUGGUGGGUGGCUCAAGCCGGUCAGUUUCUCGUGCAAUCCCAGCAUCAGCUGCAGCGUCGGUGGGCCUCAGUUCUGGAGUCUGCCGCCGCAGCGGCCGCAGCGAAGUCGAAAGCAACUGCUGCCGCGAGCGAAGGCCGCUCCACAACAGCGGCCAUCACGACCCCCUGUAGGGACGCGGAUGCAAGCCAGAUGGAGGCAUCCCUAGGGAGGAAACGAGACCGCAGCGUUGUCUCUAACACAGCCAGGGCGAUGCCAGCGGCGGUGGGCAGUGGCUUGACUGCGCGAUGGCGCCGGUGA
Leishmania major strain Friedlin is the source of this 2307-nucleotide messenger RNA. RefSeq names its product putative ATP-dependent RNA helicase. The record is from RefSeq and is a predicted model, not a curated record. Bases 1 to 2307 code for a protein of 768 amino acids. Lineage: Eukaryota; Euglenozoa; Kinetoplastea; Trypanosomatida; Trypanosomatidae. Gene Ontology annotation, molecular function: ATP binding; nucleic acid binding. The transcript has a single exon. Gene Ontology annotation, cellular component: nucleus.